Messenger RNA from Alligator mississippiensis (American alligator), 1610 nucleotides. Its product is annotated as maestro heat-like repeat-containing protein family member 2B. The record is from RefSeq and is a predicted model, not a curated record. The transcript has 11 exons. Gene Ontology annotation, cellular component: cytoplasm. The coding region runs from base 24 to 1580 and encodes 518 amino acids. Lineage: Eukaryota; Metazoa; Chordata; Crocodylia; Alligatoridae.
UGCAGUCCUUGCACGAGUUGUCCAUGCAGGCCUUGGGCGAGCUCAUGAGAGGCCUCCUUGAAGAAGACCCCACUGAGAGCUGGUGCAUGGAGAUGUUCCACUUUCUUGAGCCAUGGCUUUCAGCUGACAAGGAGUGGGAGAGGGACAGGGCCUUGCAGGGCAGCGCCCAGCUGCUUGCCGCCUGUCGAGAGGCCGUCUACUGCAGACUGCAAGAGCCCUUCGGGAAAACCGGGUACCUGCUGGGGCUGCUGGCACCCUACACCUGCGCCUCUCUGGGCACAUCCCGGCUGUGGGCUGCUGACUGCGUUGCCUGCCUGCUCCCCAAAGAAGCCAAGGUACUGUAUCAGACAUCAUUAUGGCCCUCUUUCCUCCUUAUUUUUAUUCCAGAUCAGUCCAUGGGCAUGGAUGCAGCGGAGGAGGAGCUGAGGGGUAUCAGGGAGGAGCUGAAAGCCUCCACCCCCGAAGUUGUGCUUGUAGCAUCCUCCCGCAUGGCCAAGGUCCUUGGAAAAUAUUUUCCAGAAAGCCAGACCCAUGAGUUUAUGGAGACCCUGCUGAAUGGCAUGCUGAGAGCCAGCCCCACAUGUGCCACGGCAGGAGGACAUUGGCUCCUCAGCAUCAUCAAGGAGCAUGGAGAGGCCCUGCUGGAGGAGGUGCCGGACAUCCUGGGCACCAUAAUGAUGCACAUGCCCGCUAUGCAGGAAGGGUGCAUGAAGGGUUUCCUGCUGGAAGCUGUGGCCAGUCUAGCAGGCUUCCAUGUAGAGGCCGUCACCAGCAGCCUGCUUUGUAGACCUCUGCCCAUGGACAGUGACACCUCUGAAUUGUGGCGGGCGAUGGAUGGAGGCAAUGAUUUCUCCGUCCACGUGCUGCAUUUGUUCCUCGCCAAGCUGGACCAUCGGGCUGAGACAGAGAGCAGCUCAGCGGAGGACACCGCAGCAUUUGAGCCACUGGCAGCAACCUGUGCUGCUCUGGAAAUCAUCAGCACCCUGCAGUGUGGCCAAGUGCUGAGGGACAUGCUCCCAGCCAUGCUGCGUGCUCUUGUGGAGCAAACGAGCCACACCAUGGGGCAAAAAAUGCCAGCGCCCGGCGGGAGCCUGUGCAGCAUAACGGAUGGCCAAGUCCACGUAGUGGGCAACCCUUGCAGGCUUUCCAUGGAGACCCUGGCCUGUGCCAUUUCGAAGGGCAUAGGGGAAAGUGUGGCCGCAUCCCUGUGCAAGGAGGGAACAUGGCCCUUGCUCGAGUGCCCAGAGACACACCACGAGGGGGUGUGCCAGCUGGCCAGGGCUCUGCUGCCGUCGGGCAUGGUAACGCCCAGUUUCAUCAGGGAGGUCCUCAAAUGGGUGCGGGCUGGGUCACCAAAGCUGAGGCUCACAGGGACAGCCUUCCUCAGCCAGCUUAUGAGUGACCCGUCCAUUCAGGACGAGGAGCUGCUGAACUCAGCCCUUCUUCUGCUGGCGGAACGAGCCAAGGACGGCAAUUACACCGUUCGGCAGAUGGCAGCCAGAGCCCUGGGGAACGUGGCACAUGGUGCCCCUGUGCAGGUGAGGUUGAAAUCCCUGUGCCGUGUCUGGACAGGAGUUUGACCGUAGAGACCGGACAAUGAGGCAGGGCUG